AUGGUGAAAACUACAAAGAAAUCUACAAUUCCUCGACCCUUAAACUGUUUUUUGCUCUAUCGUCUUGAGAAGCAAAAGGAAAUUGUUGCAAAAUGCACUGGUGCUAAUCACCGCGACAUCUCUAAAAUCAUUUCCAACUGGUGGAACAAUGCAACUGAAGAAGAAAAGAAACCUUUUAUAGAAAAGGCUCGUCUUGCCAAGCAAGAACACAUUCGAUUGCAUCCUGGAUACAAGUAUACACCUAGGAGGCCACUCAAAUCUAAGCGUGCUUAUGUUCGCAAAAAUAAAAAGGAACAA
Messenger RNA from Gilbertella persicaria, 297 nucleotides. RefSeq names its product high mobility group box domain-containing protein. The transcript is spliced from 2 exons. The record is from RefSeq and is a predicted model, not a curated record. Gene Ontology annotation, biological process: anatomical structure morphogenesis; cell differentiation; regulation of DNA-templated transcription. Gene Ontology annotation, molecular function: RNA polymerase II cis-regulatory region sequence-specific DNA binding; DNA-binding transcription factor activity, RNA polymerase II-specific. The annotation marks the transcript as partial. Lineage: Eukaryota; Fungi; Mucoromycota; Mucoromycetes; Mucorales; Choanephoraceae.